Messenger RNA from Plodia interpunctella (Indianmeal moth), 1111 nucleotides. RefSeq names its product eukaryotic translation initiation factor 2B subunit alpha (gene eIF2Balpha). Gene Ontology annotation, cellular component: eukaryotic translation initiation factor 2B complex. Lineage: Eukaryota; Metazoa; Arthropoda; Insecta; Lepidoptera; Pyralidae. Gene Ontology annotation, biological process: translational initiation. The record is from RefSeq and is a predicted model, not a curated record. The coding region runs from base 174 to 1085 and encodes 303 amino acids. The transcript is spliced from 7 exons. Gene Ontology annotation, molecular function: guanyl-nucleotide exchange factor activity; translation initiation factor activity.
UUUGUUUUGUUGUGUGCUAUGAAUUGAAUUCGAGGUUAUGUUAUUAGAAAUUUAUUUUAAUUUCUUGAAUUUAAGUGAAUAUUGUUCUAUGCACCCAUUAAUACAAAUUCAUAUAUAGUAACGAGCAGCAUUUUAUAGUAUUUGAAUAACUGGUUCUAAAACUAUUUAAUAAUAUGAAGAAAGAAGAGGUUCAAAAUAUCUUUCUCAAUAUUUUAAGAGAAGAAGAAGAUGUAUCUGCAGGAGUUGCUGCUAUCAAAACCCUUUUAACUGUGAUAGAAACCUAUAAAGUGGGAACAGUAAGAGAACUAGAUCUGAAUCUCCAGCUGGCGGUGGAGGCCAUGAGGAACUGUGACCAGCCAGUCACAGCCAUCUCAUCAGGCUGUGAACUCUUCAUGAGGUUUAUCACAUUUGCCAAACUAGAUGUCAAAUCCUUUGAGGAAUGUGAACAAAUUAUGCUGCAGCGUGGCCGAAUAUUCCUGGACAAACUCUUGGAAGCCAGAGGAAAAGUUGCCAAACAGGCAUUAUCUUUCAUCAGUGAUGGCUGUAAAAUCCUCACCCACUCCCACUCCAGAGUAGUGUUACAAGCGAUGUUGGAGGCCGCCGCAGCUAACAAAAGGUUCCAGGUUUAUGUCACAAUGUCAUGUCCAGAUGACAGUGGCACCCUAAUGCACAAGAAGCUGGUGGCAGCGGGAGUGGAUGCCAUCUUGAUCCUGGACUCGGCGGUGGGCUACAUCCUGGAGGAGGUGGACAUCGUGAUGGUGGGCGCCGAGGGCGUCACCGAGAGCGGCGGCAUCAUCAACAAGAUCGGCACCUACGGGCUAGCAAUGGCUGCAUUAGAGCUGAAAAAACCAGUGUAUGUACUGACAGAAAGCUUCAAGUUUUCUCGGAUAUACCCUCUGAACCAGCAGGACAUUCCCAUCGAGUUCAAAUACCUCUCCAGUGUGAUCAAAUCUGGCAAGGACCUGAACUCACAACACCCGCUAGUUGACUACACGCCUCCAGCCUAUAUCACCUUGUUGUUCACCGACUUAGGAAUAUUGACUCCAUCUGCGGUCAGUGAUGAGUUGAUUAAUCUGUAUUUAUAGUUGUUUAAUAAAAUUUAUAUAAUUUA